AAAAACCUUGUUUUUCUUGGUCAGGCCGGAAACUUAUCAAUCCACCCUCGUAUAUCGACUAUAUUUCGUUAGCGGUCUUAAAAUAUCUAAAAACUGCACAUAUUGAAACUGACAAAAGAAAAGUUCGAGGUCUCGACAACUUCAUGAAUAAUCAUAGAAAUGGAUGACAGUUAUUGAAAAUGACCUCCUUUAUGCAGAAAUAAAAAAAUCAACAUCCGUUACUAAUGUCCUUAAAUGGUAUGAUAUAGAUAUAGAAUAAAUGUUAAAUUUUUAAGGUAUGUAGUGUACGUAUUAUACAUCAUUGUACGUAUGUAAUGUACAGAACAUCAAACACAACGGCUUUCACAGUGGAAAAAGGGAAACUUUCGAAAUCUUAAUAGCGGCACACCACGCAGUGUUUAGUCUGGUCUUUCCUGUCAACUGAGACGCAGUGUUGUGAUUGUGUGAAAAGACGCUGCUAUGGCAGGACGAUUGUUUACGUGAAAAAUAACGAAAAGUUUAAACGCGCGCGUCGCGCAGGACGAAACAGUUAUCCUGCGAAUCCAGGACUUUUCAGUGUCCUUUUCUUGUCAGGAUUAAUAACGCCCGAAGUAAAGAUGAGCGCAGCGGUAGCCGAACGUUAUAGGAUGAUAUUACUGAUAAUAACUGAGAUACAUUUAGUCUGUGUGGCAACAGUUUCUCCAAUAAUGGUAAGAGAGAUUUCGUCUAAAACAAAUUUGGAGAUGUUGGCCUCCCCGUCCACCGACAAGUAUAAGAUAUCAAGUCAAAAAUCAAUCGAAAACGUCACAGUUACUGACGACGAAAGGUACAAACGUAUCUUGCCAUAUUUAGAAUUUUAUUCCCAAAAAGCCCCCAUAGAAGAUCAUCGCAUGCUAACUGUAGCACAGUACAAUGAAGGAAAUCCAAAAAUUCAUUUCGUUGUCCCGAUCGAACCAGGCAAAAGGUACAAAAAUCCCCAGAGCAAUCGUCAAAAACAACAAAAAGAAAUUUUUGUGCAGUUUACCAAAUACAACGCUCAACCAGGUCCAUUUGUACCCAUUGCCAAAAAACCGCCACCCCCGCCCCCAAAUUUUAGCGAAAUAUACGACAAACUAUCCCAGUUAAAAAUGCUUCAACUCAACUCAUUAGAAGCACCUACUUACACCCGAAUAAAAUCGAUCAAACCACUAGCUCCGAGACCCUUUGUGUCGAUUCAGGCGAUAGGAAACCUUGGAAAAGGUCCCCCUAUAAACCACGACCGAAACAAGCCAGCAAAGACAAUAAUUUACGUACCACCAACCCCUUUGAGAAACGAUUAUUUCCAAACAAACCCCAACGAAUUUUACCCGGUACAAGUACAAGAAAAUAAAAAACACCAAAACGACUAUUACGAUUCCUUCAAAGAGAGCGCCCUUACGCACAAUAAUAACCAAUACUUCUACGAACACCCUAUAGUUGUAAAGGACAACCCCCAAAGUACGUACGUCCCAAUUAAAGUCAAUCAACAACAUGGAACUACAGGUUACGAGCAUCAAUCUUAUUAUGACCCUCAACUAUCAGACUACUACAUCCAGCAGGAACCACAUCAACAACCAAAAUACGAACUAAUCAACCGUAAUGUUAAUCACCCUACAGCCCCAAUUGUUUAUGAAGACGAAUACAGAAACGAUUACGAUGACAUGGCGGAAAACCCUAGCAAAAUAUAUCCGAUAUUAGAAUACGGAACAAAGCACCAAAAACAGGAACAAACAACGCCAAAAGUAACCAGUAUAAGUUCUACGAUUCGGCCUAAACUGCAAAAAGAAUCGAAUAACCAGCAAACAACAGAUUCAAUAGUACCAGUGCCACCAAAAUUGGUCGAAAUCAUAUCACAAAAUACGAUGAAAUAUUACCAAAAUACCCCGUCUUCCGCUGAUUCAGUUCCAAAUCUAAGCGAGGAAACUGCGAAGAAAAACUCUCUUAACACGGGUUUAACAAUGGUACCAAAUUAUCAAUCACCAACGAAUCAUAAAGAAGACCCAGAAGUGAAUGUGUUAGACUACGACCGAUCGUCAGAGUCAGAUUACAAAAACUCAGUCGAUUCUUCGGAAAGCGACAGUAGUUUAAACAGUUUAUUGAAGAAGCUUCAAGAAACGAACACCCUUCCCAAAACAUUUACUGUUGAGAACAUAGAUAAUAGCAUCAAAACGUUGGUUCAUAUUUUAAGUUCGUUGAAAAAACACAAGAAAUUAUUGCAACCUGUUGUAUCGAAUGACAACGAUCAAUAUGAUGAUAUUGAAAAUGAAGCGGAAGGUCCUAUAUCGAGUGAGAACUUUCCGGGGGACACCCCCGAAGGAGGAACCCCGGGACGACCAGGAAUAGAUUAUCCUGCUUUAUCUGCAAUACCUCACACCUCUUUCGACUGCAAUACGCAAAGAUACAAGGGAUUCUUCGCAGAUCCAGAAACACAAUGCCAGGUUUGGCAUUAUUGUGAUUUAAACGGUGGUCAAGCAUCCUUCUUGUGCCCGAACGGAACAACAUUUAGCCAAGUGGCUCUAACAUGCGACUGGUGGUAUAACGUCAAGUGCGCCAAUACGCCACAAUUAUACGUACUCAACGAGAGACUCUACAAGUACAUCAUACCCCUUACACCUAAAUUUCCUGAGGACUAUAGUGGCCCCUUGGUCGAUAAAUACUUGGCGAUAAAAUUCAAAGAGAUGGAAGAAAAAAUGAAAAAACAGAAAAAGGGUAAAAAGCCAUCAGAACAAAAGGCAGACAGCGAAGAAGAAACGACUUCCUCGGAAGAAACCGAUCCCUUGACGAAGGACAAAAAAGAAGAUGGAUCAAUAGAUCCAUCGAUAGUUACCUUAUCGGAAGUUAAUCAAUAAAUCGGCCUGUGUUAUAAAUUAGGUUAAAAAAUAACCCCCGACGUAAUUUAUUAAAUAUUAAUUAUUUAUACUACCAGUUAUUUAUCCAAUUUGGUUUCAACAGCAAUUAAUAAAUAAUAAUUAACGACAAAAAUGGCAAAGCCCAAAUAUCCACUUUCGAAAUUUAUAAAACCAUUUCAUAAACAGUAAUUGUUCAUUAAUUAAACAAGUUGUUAGCCUUUUAAAAUUACUAAACUCACCAAGGUAGACAUAUGUAACGAGGGAUUCCCAGCUUCUUUAUUAAAAAAAGAAUUGCUGAGUUAAUUCGAUAAUAAUUUUUUUUGCCACAGGCUUAGAGAAUGUUUUCACAGGAAUGCCUUUUUUAUUAAUUUAUUACCUGCAGUGUCCUACUUAAUAACUUGAAACACGCAACAGCUUAUAUUGUGUAUUAUAUUUUGCAAAGUUUAUUGCAUAAAUAGGUAUAGUGAAUUUUUCAAAAUACGUUAUGCCAUAAUUUAUCAAAUUAAUGUAAAAAAACUUAAGAACUAUUUAUUUCUAGUCAAGCUGUAUAAAUUAGGUAGGUAAUCAUGAUAAUAGAAGACCAGUAAACCAAUAAAUAAUUAAAAAUCAA
This is a messenger RNA of Agrilus planipennis (emerald ash borer), 3456 nucleotides long. RefSeq lists its product as uncharacterized. Gene Ontology annotation, cellular component: extracellular region. The record is from RefSeq and is a predicted model, not a curated record. Gene Ontology annotation, molecular function: chitin binding. NCBI's taxonomy places the organism in Eukaryota, Metazoa, Arthropoda, Insecta, Coleoptera, Buprestidae. The transcript is spliced from 4 exons. Bases 597 to 2846 code for a protein of 749 amino acids.